Molecule: messenger RNA, 1433 nt
Organism: Melanotaenia boesemani (Boeseman's rainbowfish)
Lineage: Eukaryota; Metazoa; Chordata; Actinopteri; Atheriniformes; Melanotaeniidae
Gene: fam107b
Product: family with sequence similarity 107 member B
Exons: 4
Coding region: 222-626 (134 amino acids)
Source: RefSeq, a predicted model, not a curated record
CUGACUGAGUGUACGUGUGCGCGCGCGUUCGAGCUAUUGAACAGUUUGGGGAAGGACACACAUACACCUUAGUCUCAAGAAGUGAUCCGGAGACGCACCGAUGUGGUCUGAACCACUUUGUCAUUUUAAAUAUUGAAUAAGUGGAGUCGGGGAAGUCGCGUCGGGUUCCACUUUGAGAUCCGUGUGAUCCUGGUCUGUCGCUGUCACCAGGGAGGAGUGUCAUGGCGGAGCCAGACUACCUGGAGGGAGACUGCGAUGAGCUUAUCAAACCCAAGAAGCUGAUCAACCCCGUCAAGAACUCCAGGAACCACCAGGACCUGCACCGAGAGCUGCUCAUGAACCAGAAGAGGGGCCUGGCUCCUCAGAACAAGCCUGAACUGCAGAAGGUUCUUGAGAAGAGGAAGAGGGAACAAAUUAUCAAAGCUCAGAAGGAGGAGCAGGAAGCCCACAAGAAGAGGAGCGACCUGGAGAUAGAACUCAUGAAAAGACAACAGAAACUCGAGCAGCUGGAACUGGAGCAGCAGAAAAUUGAAGAGGAACAGGAGAACACCCCUGAGUUUGUGAAGAUGAAAAGCAACCUGCGCAGGACCAAGCUGGAAACAGAUGGGGAGGAACGAACCACUUAAUCACCUGCAGGGGUGUCUGGCUGAUUGAGAUGUUGGGAGUGUGUGUACAAAAAGAGAGAGUGUGUUGUGUCUGUGGUACACAGUGGUGACCUGACCAAGAUGACCCUCCUGGCUUUUUCCCAGCCUAGCUGUCCUGCCUGCAGUGAGGAGAGAGACUUUAGAGACUAAAGACCCCCCCUCUGUCUGCCUACAACAGACCGCCAGCACUCUCACCCUUCCAGCAGCACAUGGCACCCCCACAGGAGGGACUUUAGACCGACAUGUUAAGUUACACGCUUUUCAACAAGGGCGAGCGAGCUUCCAAUGAGCUCUGGAGAGACAACCAAACACACACAGGAGUUUUUACCUACUUUGUUUUCACUCCUUUGUGCACAGUGAGCUGUUGUUUCUAUUCACCGUUUUCAAUGUUGUCAUUGUUGUUGUUUUCUUCUCAUCUUCAAAAUCAAUGGAAAAGUGGACACUGGAUGGACUCUUGAAGCUGUGUAAUAUAAAAGCCAAACAAAUGUGCUUUUUGUUAUUUAUGUUUGUAGCUUUUAGCCCAGGUGUAGGCCAGAAAACUUUUAGUCAUUCUAUAUUUUACUUUGUUUUACAGCAUAGUAUAUGAAGCCAGAACAGGACAAAGGGAGUGUGUGGUUGUGUGAAACAAUCAGGUUUGCUCAGUUGUUAUUAAUCCAUGCCAUUUCCUCAGCUAAUUACAUUUGGAGCAAUAGUAGAACUCCCAGGCAUGAGAAUGAAUUUUCUUUAUAUAUUAUGUUGUUUUGUAUGGAAAACCUGAUGCUUAAUAAAUAUUUUUUUUUGUUUUGUUUA